Olea europaea var. sylvestris is the source of this 1113-nucleotide messenger RNA. RefSeq names its product transcription factor MYB118-like. Gene Ontology annotation, molecular function: RNA polymerase II cis-regulatory region sequence-specific DNA binding; DNA-binding transcription factor activity, RNA polymerase II-specific. Gene Ontology annotation, biological process: regulation of DNA-templated transcription. Gene Ontology annotation, cellular component: nucleus. Lineage: Eukaryota; Viridiplantae; Streptophyta; Magnoliopsida; Lamiales; Oleaceae. Bases 80 to 1039 code for a protein of 319 amino acids. The transcript is spliced from 3 exons. The record is from RefSeq and is a predicted model, not a curated record.
GCAAGCACAUUUCACACAUUGAAACCACUACAGAUUGUAGUAUACAACUUUUCUUUCUCUUCAACUGUCUGUGAUACGAAUGGAGAUUGAUACCAGUUCCAAAGAAAACCAGAUUUUGCGUCGGAAACCGUGUGGUGAGGGUUUUCUGUUGGGAUUUUCUUCUUUUUCUACACUUUCACACCGGAGUCUUGAGGGUUCUUUGAAUCCAUUUUCGAGCUUUUCCGCUCCAUCUGAUGAUCCGUUUCAUAGAAAUAAGCUUUCCACAAAAUUUGCAGAAGAUAGUGUAGAAGCCCAGAUCAUGAUGCAUGGCCUUCAACCCAGAAUAUUACUGGAUUUAAAUUCUGAAUCUUCAUUGCAAACAAUGGAUCAGUGUCAAAUCAACGAACCAUUGAAUCUUAAUUCGUGCUUGGUUUUUGACAGAAAACUCGAAAGGAGAAUUGAUUUGAAUAAUAAAUCCAAGAAAUCCAAUAUAAUUAAAGGGCAAUGGACUCUUGAAGAAGACAGAUUGUUGAGUGAGUUGGUUGGGAAGCAUGGAGUAAGAAACUGGUGUGUGAUUGCACAAAAGCUUCCGCGGAGAUUGGGAAAGCAAUGUAGAGAAAGGUGGCACAACCAUUUAAAACCAGAUAUCAAGAAAGAUAAAUGGUCCGAAGAAGAAGACAAGAGACUAAUAGAAGCUCAUAAAGAACUUGGAAAUCGGUGGUCACAAAUUGCUCGAAGAUUGUCGGGUAGGAGUGAAAACACCAUAAAGAACCAUUGGAACGCAACAAAACGAAGACUUUUAUCGCGCAAAAGGGACAAUCCAAAUACUAAUACUCUCUUGCAAAGCUACAUCAAGAGUGUGAUGUCGUCUUUGGGUUGCAAAGAAUCUCUGGGAAACUCGUCCUUGCCUUCCAUUUCAUCGAAUGGUACAAUGGCCAAUUCGAUGCAAAGGGAGCAAAUUGAGAUGAAAUCCGAAACUGAUGCUCGAAUGGAAGUGCAGUUUGAUAUGCAAAAGCAAAUGGAUUUUAUGGGGAUUUCGUCUUCUAACUAUAAUAUUUGAGAUUUAUUGCCUCUACAUUUGCUUAGUGGACACAUGUUUCAUGUAAUGUUUUAGUUUUAGCGGACUUGAUGGAA